This is a messenger RNA of Hibiscus syriacus, 648 nucleotides long. Its product is annotated as protein IRON-RELATED TRANSCRIPTION FACTOR 2-like. The transcript has 3 exons. Gene Ontology annotation, cellular component: RNA polymerase II transcription regulator complex. The coding region runs from base 1 to 528 and encodes 175 amino acids. Gene Ontology annotation, molecular function: RNA polymerase II transcription regulatory region sequence-specific DNA binding; protein dimerization activity; DNA-binding transcription factor activity, RNA polymerase II-specific. Lineage: Eukaryota; Viridiplantae; Streptophyta; Magnoliopsida; Malvales; Malvaceae. Gene Ontology annotation, biological process: regulation of transcription by RNA polymerase II. The record is from RefSeq and is a predicted model, not a curated record.
AUGGAACCUUCUCCUGCUGCUGCUGCUGCUGCUUCAUUGUCCAGAAUGGAUCGAACUUGCCUGGAGAGAGAAGGAAGAAUGCGUUUGCGGCAACUCUUUUCUCACCUCCAUUCCCUCCUUCCUCCUCAACCAACCAAGAUGUCGGAUCACCAAGUGUUAGAACAAACAACCAUAUACGUGACGCAGCUGCGGAAUAGAGUGGAAGAACUGAAGCAAAUGAAGUGGAGACUAGGAGAGAAGCACCGCAAAGGCGAAAGAAGUUCAAGUUGGAUAUCCCCUCCAGUUAUGAGUAUAAUAGAUUUGGAUGCAACACUGGAAGUAAAUCUGAUAUUGGAGUGGAAAGGAAAGUCCCAAUUAUCCCACGUUAUCAAAAUCCUCAUGGAAGAAGGAGCACAAGUUGUCAGAGCUGCUGCAAACUUCACUGCCGGGGAUAGGAUCAUAUAUUCAAUUCAUUGUCAGCCAAUCAGUCCUAGAAUUGGCAUCGCAACCUCAAGAGUUCAGCAGAGAUUGGAGAAGUUGGUUUAUUGAAGCAAACUAAGGACUAAGAAGAGAAAAUUUGUGUAUUUCUACGGUGUUGGUAGUGAUUUUUAGUGUCAUAAUUAUAAGAAAAAUGUUUAUUUUAAUACGUUAGUGGUUUAUUUAUAUAAA